Molecule: messenger RNA, 1332 nt
Organism: Nasonia vitripennis (jewel wasp)
Lineage: Eukaryota; Metazoa; Arthropoda; Insecta; Hymenoptera; Pteromalidae
Exons: 2
Coding region: 8-1219 (403 amino acids)
Biological process (GO): proteasome-mediated ubiquitin-dependent protein catabolic process; regulation of proteolysis
Cellular component (GO): nucleus; cytoplasm
Molecular function (GO): ubiquitin protein ligase binding
Source: RefSeq, a predicted model, not a curated record
CGCGUCCAUGACACAAGUGCCCGUUCGCCAGCUGAUCCGAGACAGCAUGACGGAGCCGUGUAACAGUGCUGGUCUCUCCGAAUCGUCCUCGAAGCCGUACACCUGGCUGGUCUACGACGACGAGUCGGUGAACGACGCCUGCGUGGCUUUCGCCCUACCAGGGAUCGCCUUGAGGCAGGAACCGAGCGAGAGCCUGGAGCUCGAGUACACGAGUCGCUACUACUGCGACGUCGACGACGAGCAUCACCUGAACAAGUACAGCCUGCGUCUGGUGUUCCGCAACAACCUGCACGAACUAACCCGAGACUACGGUUACGAGGUCGUCGGCAGCGCGCUGCUACCACCUCGAGAUGCGACCGACGACGAGGCUGCCGUUACCGAGAGGCCGUAUCACCAGCUGCUGUUCGCGCACAGGAGACGGAGACUGGCCGCGAGUAUCGAGAUCAAGGAGAUCUUCAGUGUGAGGAGGUCGAGAUUGCUGCACCUGUGCUUCGGUAUUCGCAGGUUCAGGGAUCGAGGCGACCAGGAUGUGGAGGAGCCAUCCGAGCCACACGCGGUGAUGCUCCUUCGAACCGGCCUCUACAGCGAUGUCAAGCUCAAGGUCAACGGCCGCGUCUUCCCCGUACACAAGCACCUGCUGAGCUCGCGCAGUCCAGUGUUCCGGGCGAUGUUCGGCCACGGCGAGGUCUUCCCGGAGAAUCGCGCGAACGGUUGCGUCGUCAUCGACGACCUCGAUCCCGAAGUGGUCGAACAGCUCCUCGUCCACGUCUACACCGGCGAAGCUCCAAAGCUCGCCUCGAUGUCGCGUCAGCUGUUUGAAGCGGCGCACAGGUACGAAAUUGCGGAGCUACGCCGAGCUUGCGAGGAGUUCUUCGUGUUCGGUCUGAGCCGGGACAACGUCAUCGAGAUCCUCGACAUGGCAGGUCUGUACGAGCUGAAGGAGCUGCGCCAGAGGGCGCUGGAAUUCGUCAGAACCCACGAGACGGAAAUGACGACGGAGCAGAGCUUUCGAAGCUUUCUCUGCAGAGAUUUGCGGAUCGACGGCGUCGCGGACACUCUGAGGAUGUGCGCUAAGUACGGGAUGGAGGAGGUCAAGGCCAAGGUGAUGGAAUUCGUUAAAGAGCACAGUAGAGAGCUGGCCGAGAGCGAAGGGUUCUUGGGGCUUUUUCGUACACAUCCGGAUCUGAUGAGGGAAAUCUUUGUCUAUGUGCACAGAUGAUGUGAAAGAAAGUGUUUGUUUCCAUGUCACACUAUAUCUUAAGUAUAAUACGUUUUUGUAAACAUUGCAAACAAAAUUUCUGAAUAAAUGAGGAAUAUAUAGUUUUUGAAUGA